AAUUAGCAUCGGCUCGGUGCAUUGCUAGUGUGUGCGGAAGUCUUCCUCCCGUCCCCACUGGCCAUCGAUCACGUCUUUGAACUCCUGUAGUAACAUGCAGAAGUGAGCGAGCUUGGAUGACCGUUAUGUCAGGAUAGCUUCAGAGUUGGCUUACUGUUGGCCUUGUUUUCUAUGAGCCAAGCCCAUACUCACUGGCUGGAAUUCCUUGAACACGGGUUAUAUCUAAUGCUCUCAGAAUGCACCAGUCACCUGAAGAACUACAUGGCGUUUUGAGCAGGGUAUUUCUCAUAUGGAUCAAUCGGGUUCUUCUGCGGGGAUAUAAGAAUAUCCUCGUCAACCAAGAUGCGCCGCCGCUCAGUCCGGAUACGAAACCAGAAGUCACAAGAAGGCGAAUGCUUUCAGCGUGGUCUCAGCGAGCUAAACCCGAAACGAAGAAGAGCCUACCUCUCGCUCUACUGAGGUGUCUGAAGAAACCCUUUUUUGCUGCUAUUCUACCUCGACUGUUCUUAAUUAUCUUUCGGUAUUCUCAGCCUGCCCUCAUAUCAGAGUCUAUUAGAUACGUCAUGACACACCCUUCUGAUGCGGGGAGCAGUCGUGGGUUUUGGAUUGUUUUAUCAGCAGCGGCUGUCUAUGUUGGGCUUGCAGUAUCAACAGCCGUGUAUCAGCACCGUUUAAAUAGACUGAAACUCAUGAUUAGGAGUUCCCUCGUGGGGCUUAUCCAUGAAAAGGCUAUGAAGUCACCAAGUGUCGCUUACGAUGAUGGAGAGGCGACGACACUAAUGAGUACCGAUGCCGAGGGUCUGGAGGGAAUUGGAGAAAUGGUCCACGAAACAUGGGCCCAAGUUAUCGAAGUACUUAUUGGUAUGGCAUUUCUAGCCACUAAAGUCGGUUGGAUCUGGCCUCUUCCACUUGUUUUGAUUUAUUUAUGCUCGCACGUCAGUCGAUUUGUUGCAAAACAUCUACACGUGCGUCAAAGGGCUUGGAAUGCUGCAACUCAAAACCGCCUGGCUGCUACAACUGCUAUGCUAGGCGCAAUGAAAACUGCCAAAAUGCUCGGGUUUCAAGACAGUCUCAUGUUUCGUAUUCAAGAGCUUCGGCAAUUGGAACUCUUCGCAGCUUCAAAGCUUAGAUGGGUAAUGGUGUACUAUAACGCCUCCGCAAAUGCACUCGGUAUAUUCUCUCCAGCUUUAACCCUGAUUACUUUUACUGGAAUAGCAGUAGCUCGGGGUGGAAAACUGGCUACAGAAACUGCAUUCACGACCAUGGCCAUCCUGAGCAUGGUCACACAUCCUGCAAACAUGAUCAUGACUAUUGUACCCCGUGCAGUGGCAGCCUUUACUGGAUUUGAAAGGAUCCAAUCGUUUCUUCUUCGACAACCCAUACAAGCUAACCGUGGAAAGGUAUCCGAAAGUGCUGAAAAAAAACUCUCUCCGCAUGCUCCUGCUAUUCAAAUCCGUGAUCUAAGAAUCGGCCACGAGAAUCUCGUGUUGAAUAACGUAAAUAUUGAGUUACCCACUGGAUCCUUCUAUAUUAUAUCAGGUCCGACUGGUAGCGGCAAGUCGACUUUGUUGCGCGCUAUACUUGGGGAAGUGACUUCCACCCAUGGAUCAAUUAAUCUCUCAACAAAAAAGAUAGCAUACUGCUCCCAGAGACCAUGGCUACCUAGCGGUACUAUCAAAGAGGUAAUUUACGGUUUAUCUGACACUAACGAUGUCAAUGGCCAAAGAAAUGAGACAUGGUAUCUUGAGGUGACAAAUAUCUGUUGUCUUGACCAUGACUUUGAUUCGCUCCCGGAUGGUGACCAGACACAAAUUGGUAGUAGGGGACUCAAUUUAUCAGGGGGACAGAAACAGCGAGUGACACUGGCACGUGCUUUGUUUGCAAAAUGCGACAUUCUCCUUUUGGAUGACACCUUCAGUGGGCUCGACGGUGAAACAGAGAAAUCCGUUUUUAAUAGUCUUUUUGGACCAAAAGGUCUUAUCCGGAGGCUGAAAACCACAGUGAUUCUCGCUUCAAAUUCAUCUCAAUACUUCCAAGCUGCGGAUCAAAUAGUCAUUUUGGGAAGUAAUACAAUAAUUGAUCAAGGACAUUGGAAAAAUAUCAUGCACAAAGCUGCAUCCCUAGCCAAGUACUCGUCCAGCCGCCAUGUUGCAGACAAUAGAAGUUCGUCGGCAAGCUUUCAUAAGCUCAGCGGCCAGUUACAAGCAAAAAAUGAGGCCGAGAUAGAUCUCGCAAGGAGGAGUGGAGAUCCCACUCUAUAUGGAUACUAUUUUGGUUUCAUUGGUUUUAGGAACCUUUUCUUACUCGUUUCUAUCACCGCCACAUAUGCUUUCUUCAUCAUCAUCCCACAAUACUGGCUUCAACUGUGGACCGAGGCGGACAGGGAUAAUACAGCGUUCUUUGUUGGUGGAUUUCUGUUUCUAUCGACAAUGGCAUGGAUGUUCACCAGUGCUCAGAUGUGGUCUGUUCUAAUUCAAAUUGCCCCGCAGUCUGGGUCGCAGUUACACCAACGUCUUCUAGCUAUUGUGACAAGCGCUCCUUUGUCUUUUUUCUCCAGAACGGAUAGUGGAUCAAUUCUAAAUAGAUUCAGUCAGGACAUCCAGCUUAUUGACAAGCAGCUACCAUCGGCGCUUCAAACUAUUGUGACUCAAAUAUGUAAACUCCUCAUGCAAAUAGUCCUGCUAUUCAUGGCCGAAAAAUGGCUAUCACUGUCUUUACCGGUCUGCUUGGUUGUCCUGUAUGUCGUCCAAAAGGUCUAUCUUCGUACGUCGAGACAACUUCGAUUUCUAGAGCUCGAAGGAAGGGCUGAGGUUUUCUCAAACUUCUUGGAAUCUCUUGAAGGACUAGAAACCAUAAGAUCCUUUGGCUGGUCCAAAGUUGCGAUAGAAAACAACAUCCGCAUUGUCGACAACUCACAACGUCCGGAAUUUCUCCAUAUGUGUCUACAGCGAUGGCUGAAUGUUGUCCUUGAUAUUUUAGCUGCGGCUAUUGCCACAGGUACCGUCGCUCUAGCCGUGGCGUUUAGAGGGCAUGUUCGUGGUGCACAAGUUGGAAUUGCUCUCAAUGUUAUGCUUGUAGCAAACACGACAUUGCUAAAACUUGUGGAAAGUUGGAUUUCAUUAGAGACCUCGCUUGGUGCUAUUGCUCGUUUGAAAACCCUGGAGGAAAUGACCCUAUCUGAGGGUAUAAAAAACGAGAGUUUGGAACCGCCCAAUUGGCCUUCCAGAGGAGAAAUUCAGCUCAAAGAUGUCACUGCAUCCUAUCAGUCCGUACCCGAGUCGGUAGCCAUACGAAAUUUGAGCCUGAAUAUCUCCGCAGGACAGAAAUUGAUCGUCUGCGGGCGUACAGGAAGUGGAAAGAGCACCUUAUUAUUAACACUGUUGCGCCUUUUAAAGCUUCAGUCCGGCAAGAUUGAGCUAGAUGGUAUUGAUAUUAAAGACGUCAGACUAGAUAUUUUACGACAGCGCUGCUUCAUUGUGGUGUCUCAGGACCCUCUGAUUCUACCCAUGGAGACUUUACGCUUCAACCUAAACCCAGAAGCUUCAGUCUCAGACGAAAUUUUAGUUGAUGCAUUAACCAAAAUGGACUUAUGGUUACAUUUCACAGAGUCUGGUGGAGAAAGAGACACUGCUGUCGCUAUCCCGGGUAUUGGCAGACACCCCAUUCUUGACCAGAAGGUUUCGCAGCUCCAAGAGCUCUCUGUAGGACAGCGCCAGCUGUUUGCGCUCUGUCGAGCGCUUGUAAAGGUCGGUAUGUUACGACGUUCUGGAUUUAAACCAGUCAUUAUGUUGGACGAGGUGACAUCCUCACUCGAUACCGUUACAGAAUCCACUAUCUAUCGAAUCAUUAACGAUGAAUUUACUGAGAAGGGUCACACAACAAUCAUCGUUGCUCACAGACUUGGUGGCUUGGGAGAGUAUAUCGAGAGUGGAAGAGAUUUCAUGGCUUUCAUGGCAGAUGGUAGAUUACAAGCAGUGAGCGAAAACUUAGACUGGGUGACUUUCCGGCGUUUUAGCGAAAUUGAUUAAGAGAAAUAUGUAGUAGUUGUGGCAAAAUUGGAAUGGUGAACAUUUUAU
Molecule: messenger RNA, 4076 nt
Organism: Talaromyces proteolyticus
Lineage: Eukaryota; Fungi; Ascomycota; Eurotiomycetes; Eurotiales; Trichocomaceae
Product: putative ABC transporter
Exons: 15
Coding region: 237-4028 (1263 amino acids)
Biological process (GO): transmembrane transport
Cellular component (GO): membrane
Molecular function (GO): ATP binding; ATP hydrolysis activity; ABC-type transporter activity
Source: RefSeq, a predicted model, not a curated record